Molecule: messenger RNA, 1278 nt
Organism: Nycticebus coucang (slow loris)
Lineage: Eukaryota; Metazoa; Chordata; Mammalia; Primates; Lorisidae
Product: granulocyte-macrophage colony-stimulating factor receptor subunit alpha-like
Exons: 8
Coding region: 382-1278 (298 amino acids)
Cellular component (GO): membrane
Molecular function (GO): protein binding; cytokine receptor activity
Source: RefSeq, a predicted model, not a curated record
UGCUGGCCUGGCCGUGCAUCAGGAAGGGGGACUAGAUGGAUACAAGAUUAAAUAUUCUGCUAAAUGCUGAGCCUAGAGAAGAAUUAUUUGAAAAGAGAGCAACCUCAGAAGGGAAUCUGAGUAGGGGCCCAGCAAGCCUUAUCAGACGUUUUCUCGUUAUCAACACUGACAAUUCCGCUAUCCAUUUCCAGGAAAGCUGUGGCCCCCCCUGCUCCAGGCCCCCUUAGUUCUGUGCUGUCAUUCUGCAAAGGUGCCCAAGAUUUCCAGCUGCCUGCCUGCCCAUCUGCACAGCAAGAAAGCACCGUUGCAAAAAAAGCGGCCCUUCUAGUCCGAGAAAGAGGCACGAAACUGACUGGCCUGUACAACCUGGGGGGCUGGGGUAUGCUGGCUCUGCUGGACUCUGCCUGGCUCUUGGUGCUUCUGACACCAGCAUGCUGCCAAGAAGGCCCACACCUGGCAAAGAGAAAUAUAUCUCCUAUUAUAAACCUGAAGCUAGAUCAAAGGAAAAAAAUGUUAACCUGGAAUUACAUCAGAAAUGUGUCUCACUCAAACUGCAGCAUAACGACCCCAUUGAAUCCCGACACCAGAACUUCUCCCCAGGUCGGUGACGACAACACCUACUUUUGCAUCUUUCCAAACUCCGUGCUGCACAGAGGGGCCAACCUGACCGUGUCUGUCACCUCUGAUGGGAGCGUGUUUAAGGAAUCCCUAGCCAUUGAGAACUCAGGCGAGGAAGGCACUGGGGCCAUGAACUUCUCCUGCCUCAUCUACAACGUCCACUUCAUGAACUGCACCUGGGCUCCCGGCCCAGCAGCACCUGCAGACACCCAGUAUCAGCUGUACUCCUGGGAAUCCACACAUGAUGACGAGAAGGAAUGUUCCCACUACAUCACUGAUUCAAUGAGGACGCACGUGGGCUGCCACUAUGAUCAACUCGGUGAGGCCAAGAUAACGGACAAUUACUUCUUUUUGGUGAACGGAACCAGCAAUCACACAAUGAUCCCAUUCCUGGAUUUCACCCCAUUUGUAGGCUUUAAAAUGGAAAAGUAUAACCCACCAGCAAACAUCACAAUUAGCUACAACGGAUCAAACCACGUUAUCCAGUGGGACAAUCCCGAGAUCAGGUUCGACCUUGGGAGUCAAAUCUUUUAUUAUGAACUCGACAUGCAAAGAAAGGGAGGCUCCCCAAAGAAAGACCCCGUAAGUAUCACUCUCUUUCUCUAUGACAUCCUGCACCUGAGCCAUGAGUCACCUCAAUGUUCAGCACCCACCAAGUAG